AUGCUUCUCGAUAUUGUUUCCGACGACAACGUCGACUUGUUUGAGGAGGACCCACUUGAGGAUGACGUUGAGGAUGAGAUCCUUAUUGUUGCUGGUGAUAUUCUAAUUCUUGCUGAUGCUCCUGCAGAGGAGACUCCCGUUCAUUCACCUGUUCUAGACUCCUUUGAGUUUGUGGCAUCUACACCUUCGCACACGCAGGGUGUGCAGCACCAUUCGCACGACACAAACCCUGACAUGGCGUCAUCCGCUGCACCUGCACCUGCCCCCAGUUUUGAGUUCGAUCAUGAUCCCUUGGAGGAUCCUGUAGCCCCUGUCGAUCCUGUGUUUGCUGAUCCAGCUGACUUUGACUUGGAGUUUGUUGAUCCAGAGCCUGUUGUGACCCCUGAGCCAGUUGUUGCUCCUGACCCCGCAUUUGAGCAUGACCUUGUUCAUGCCGAUGCACCUACUGUUCCUCCUUUCAUUGAUGAUAUACCUGUUGAUGAUCAUCAUGUUGUUGCUCCACCAUUAGUGGAUGAUCAUGCUGUUGAUGUUCAUGUUGAUGCUCCACCCGUUGCGGACCUACCUGUUGUCGCACCACAUCCUGAUCCUAUGCCAGUGAUGUUAAACCAUGCACCUUUUGCGACCUAUAUUGACCCACGAUACGCUCACACCCACAAUGGGUGGAUAGACGAUGAUGAUGAUUUCCCACCUUUCGUGGUACCUGUUACACCACCUGUAGCACCCGUUUCAGCCCCUGUUUCAGUUCCUAUUGAUGUUCCCUUGCUUCCCACACAUACUACAGAUGUUCACCGCACCGACUUACCUGUCACAUUUCUUCAGGACAUACCUCCACCACGUCCUGGAGAGGGUUCAUCACGACAGCCUUUUGGUCAUACACCUUUCAUGACAGGAGGAGAUCAGUUUGUGCCCCAGAUUUCUCAUCCUACUGUUGUUCCCACUGUUGCACCAUUUGCUGUACCAUCCUUCGCUCCAUCUAGUGAGCCAUUCCUCUGGACCACGCCCCCAUCAUGCCACCAUCCGAUCCGUAUCACCCAUAUCACAUGGGGUACUCUACAGAGGAUAUUCUCACAUCCUUCAUGA
This is a messenger RNA of Helianthus annuus (common sunflower), 1080 nucleotides long. Its product is annotated as magnetosome-associated protein MamJ-like. The transcript has 2 exons. NCBI's taxonomy places the organism in Eukaryota, Viridiplantae, Streptophyta, Magnoliopsida, Asterales, Asteraceae. The record is from RefSeq and is a predicted model, not a curated record. The coding region runs from base 1 to 1080 and encodes 359 amino acids.